AUGCAGUUCACUUCCUUCACGCUUGCCGCUCUCGCCGCUUCGCUAGCUUCUGCUCAAGUCCUCAAUGUCCCUGCCAGAGUCGGUACUGUCCAGCGUGCUUCCAACGCUCGCAUCUCUGUAAGCAGAGAUUUCGGCAUGGCGGAGUAUGACAGCGGCAUCACCUGCGAUGACGAGACGAACGGACCGCCAGUCUUCAUUCUCGACGAUGGCGUGACCAUCUCGAACUUGAUUAUCGGUCCCAACCAGAUCGACGGCAAGAUUCUUCCGACCUCACUUCCAGAAGAAAACGUUUGGUUCAGGAACGUCUGCGAAGAUGCCGUCACAGCUCUUGGACCAGGCGAUGUUCUCAUCGAAGGCGGCGGUGCCACAGGCGCCAACGACAAAGUCAUCCAGCACAACGGCAAGGGCCGCGUAACCAUUCGAAACUAUACCGUCACAAAUUCGGGAAAGCUCUACCGUAGCUGCGGUAACUGCUCCAACAACCGUGCAAACAGUCCUCGUCAAGUCGUGAUUGAAAAUGUUCGCGCCAGCGGUAUGACAUCGGAUCUUGUUGCUAUCAACAACAACUUUGGCGACACGGCUGUUAUUACUGGUACCUGUGGUAGCAAUAACAAAGACGUUUGCAUGAACUACUUGGGCGUUGAGAAGGAGGCGGGGAGAGACGGUCCUCCAAUGAAGAAUAACAAUGGUUGCUCUGGUCAAGGAAGUGUUGACUCCCUUCCUGUCUGCAGAUGA
Molecule: messenger RNA, 735 nt
Organism: Alternaria burnsii
Lineage: Eukaryota; Fungi; Ascomycota; Dothideomycetes; Pleosporales; Pleosporaceae
Exons: 3
Coding region: 1-735 (244 amino acids)
Biological process (GO): pectin catabolic process
Cellular component (GO): extracellular region
Molecular function (GO): pectate lyase activity
Source: RefSeq, a predicted model, not a curated record